CUCAUAGUUUAGAACCGCAUGAUUUGGGUAUCGUCUGCUGGAAAGAAGCUGAAGAAUUUCAACCAUUUAUGCUGGCUUAUUUUAAAACAGCACACAAACGAGCACGACUAAGAACUAAAAGAGCAGCUAGAAGAAAACAGCAGAAAACACAUUACAAUCAUCAUAGUUACAACCCAUACACAGGUGCCGGUCUAGAUCGAUAUAAUACAGAAAUAAACUGCCAAAGGUGGACACUGUACGUCAGUUUUCGAGACUUAGGUUGGCAGGACUGGAUUAUUGCUCCUGAUGGGUACGGUGCUUACUACUGUUACGGUCGCUGCUAUUUUCCCUUGAACGCCCAUAUGAAUGCCACAAAUCACGCUAUUGUACAAGCCCUGGUUCAUUUCACGAAUCCGACUAUGGCUCCAAAACCGUGCUGUGCACCAACUCAACUCUCUGCCAUUACGGUGUUAUAUUUUGAUGACAAUUCGAAUGUUAUACUGAAGAAAUAUAAAAAUAUGGUUGUUAAAUCAUGUGGGUGCCAUUAGUACAUGACAGGGGCGUAGCUAGAGUUUCCAGCGCCCGGGGACAACUGAAGAAUUUGCGUCCCUUUCUGUGUGCCAAGGAUGGAAAACAUUUCAUUUAAAAAAUUUCGUAGCAUCAAUUUGGCGCCCCUUAGAGCUGCGCCCGGGGACAGAUGUCCCCCUUACCCCACCCUAGCUACGCCACUGAUACAUGAGAUGCAUAUUUGAUAGUCUGUGCAUAUUUGAAAUAUUUCUAAAAAGCUGACCAUAGAUUCAUAAUUUCAAUUUAAGUACUGAACAGAAUAAGGUAAGCUUUAGCAGAUUACGACAGUUUUGGUUACGUGACCUUUUCUAAUAAAAAAGAAAGGGCGAAAAAAAUUAUAUUUGUGCUUUAGAAAGAAUGUUGCAAAACUCUAGUUAUUUAAGUAAACAAUAUUAAAAUCUCCUCCCUUCUCUAAAAAACAUUUGUUUCAUAAUAUGCAAACUUAGCUGUAAACAUUAUCAAAAUUUUGAGAUUAAGCCAUUUUCGCAGCUAAAAAGGGGGAAGUUGGUUUUAGGGGCUAUAUACCGUACCUCAAGUACCUUCCCCCCUUUUUAACUAAUUUUAUCGUCAGAAAAUCGAAAGGGAAAAAUUAUGCGAAUCAUUCAAUUUCCGAAGAACGCGGUUACAAUAAGAACAUAAUAAAUGAAAAAUAAUCAUAUAUUAACAACUUGCAACUUUCACAAUAUUAUUUUUUUAGAUGAAAACUACAUUCCGAUAAGAAUGCAUAAUAAUAUUAACACUUCAAUAUUUGGCGGAUAUUGAGCCGAAAUCUGACGGUAAUUGAGCUUACUCAAUUAACUUGUAAAGCCCCAGGAGUACCUCGCAUGAAUGAACCUUGAAUGAAGUUCUCUAAAAGGGCUUCGGAGGAACAAGUGAGGAGGGAGAAACAAGCAAAAGACCUGCAUUUCGAAAGAUCGAACACAUCAGCAGUAGAUAAAGAGCUGGAACGUAAACAACGGAGGUAAGGUGUAACCACAUGUUUGGAAAGUUAAGUGUGGGAACACCUGCUAAGUCUUUAAAGGAGAACCUGUUUAAAGAAUAAUUUGCACAAAAUACGUUUCAAAUAAUAAAUGCAAAAGAAAGUAAAAUCGAUGAAGUUUUAAUACAAAAAUGCAAAUACAAACUGAAUAAAAAUGAAAAUAAAAAUUAUCAAAGAAAGCUUAUCUACCAAAAGACCAGCCCUCAGGGAGAAAAUCUAUGUACGAUAGACGAAAGCGAAAAUGAUAUAUAUAUAUAUAUAUAUAUAUAUAUAGGGUGUCUAUAAAGUCCCGGACCCAUUUUG
This is a messenger RNA of Stegodyphus dumicola, 1828 nucleotides long. RefSeq names its product protein 60A-like. Gene Ontology annotation, cellular component: extracellular region. Gene Ontology annotation, molecular function: growth factor activity; cytokine activity. The record is from RefSeq and is a predicted model, not a curated record. Lineage: Eukaryota; Metazoa; Arthropoda; Arachnida; Araneae; Eresidae.